AUGGACCGAUCUGCGAUGCGGGAAACUGGCGAGAGCGUGAUGAGGGAAACACCGCGGCUAACGGGCGCGGAGGGCUCAAACCCUCAGACGCCACGGAGCUCUAACCGGGCCCAGGAGAUGUCAAUUUCAGACAUGGAGUCCAAGCUGCUUCCAAGGCCCCUCAAGGGGGGACGCCAUGGCUCGCUUCCCAUGUCCGCCAGGGAGCUCCUUGAGGACAACAAGCAGCUCAUUCUUGAAAAGAAGGAGCAGAAGGCAUUAGCAAGGAAGAACUCCAGAGAGUUGGUGCAGAAACUGAUCGAAGAAGAUCGCGUCAAGAGCGAAGGCAUCAAGGCAACGGACCAGAGCAAAAGGUCCAUGCAGCGAGAACUGGCGCAGCAGUACAAAGCUGCGAUCGAAAACAAGGAGGCCCAGAGGGCAGCAGUGAAAGCUGCCGCCAGCCAAGGGCAGCACAUCUCCUACUUCCCUUUCGUGGAGGGCGAGACAAUUGCCAAGGGCAGGGCAGCCAAGAGCGCCGUUCUCCGCGAAGAGAUGCCCAAACUUAUCGCCAUCGUCAACAUCCCCUUUGUUGCAAAUCUUGAGAAGCGCAUGAAGAAUAGUGGGGAGGACGCCCUGAUCAAGGACGGGGCGAUGCAGCAUGCAUGCUGCAGGGUGUUGGCUUCUUGCAGCGUCGUGAUGCGCCUUUUCCAAGAUCGCCUUCUGACCAUCUUCAGGCCACGGUACCUGUGUCGAGAAAGGCACUGGGCCCGGAUUACCUUUGCAGUCCCUUUGUACGUGAAAAGCCUGACAAAGGAGAAGAUGGAUGUGGCAGUGGAGCAGACGAAGAUGGAGCUGGCGACAUUGGCGAAGAAGCGUCAGGACGAGAUCCACAUGCUUGAGGAUUCCAUGCUCGUAGCCGACGCCCUGCGUCAUGAUGGAACCACUGCGAAAGCAGACGCAAGAAGGAGGCAUGCCCUCUUCUUGAAGGAUCAGAUCGAAGAGCAACGCCAGCGACGGCGAGCAGAGAAAGAAAGCAAACGCAUCGAAGCAGCGGGAUACUGGGGCCCCGAGGAGAAGCCCACGCACACCGUGGAGACCCACCGCUCACACUGUCAAGACCUCAUCAAGCAAAUGGAAGUAGAUCAGAAUCGUCGCUUGAUCGACCGGAGCAUGCGCCUACGGCAAGAGCAACAGAUCGUCAACAAUUGUAUGGUGCAGAUGGAGCAGGAUCGGGAGCUGGAACGGCAGAAAGUGGCCCAGCACCGGGACGUGCUGGUGACAACUUGGCAGAGCCAAGUGCAACUUCGUGAG
Molecule: messenger RNA, 1287 nt
Organism: Symbiodinium necroappetens
Lineage: Eukaryota; Dinophyceae; Suessiales; Symbiodiniaceae
Source: the annotation of a GenBank genome assembly